Vicia villosa (hairy vetch) is the source of this 821-nucleotide messenger RNA. Its product is annotated as ethylene-responsive transcription factor ERF014-like. NCBI's taxonomy places the organism in Eukaryota, Viridiplantae, Streptophyta, Magnoliopsida, Fabales, Fabaceae. The transcript has a single exon. The coding region runs from base 115 to 762 and encodes 215 amino acids. Gene Ontology annotation, biological process: regulation of DNA-templated transcription. The record is from RefSeq and is a predicted model, not a curated record. Gene Ontology annotation, molecular function: DNA-binding transcription factor activity; DNA binding.
CUCUCUCUCUCUCUCUCUUUCCACAUUCAUCUCAAAUCUCAUUCUUCAAACACUUCUUCUUCACUCAACAACAAUCUUAUCUCAUUUUACACUUCAAACCUCAAUCUCUCUACUAUGGUUAAGUCACAAGAUAUCAACAAAAUCAAACAAGAACCAUUAACAAAAACAAAACCAAUCGUUAUCUCGGAUAAUAGCAAGAAGAAGAAGUAUAAAGGAGUGAGAAUGAGAAGCUGGGGUUCAUGGGUAUCAGAGAUUAGAGCACCGAAUCAAAAAACAAGAAUAUGGUUAGGUUCUUAUUCAACUCCAGAAGCUGCUGCUAGAGCUUACGAUGCUGCACUUUUAUGCCUUAAAGGUUCAUCCUCAGCUUCGAAUCUCAAUUUCCCUUUAACAACAAACUCUUCUUCACUUUGCAUUGUUCCUCAAGAUAUGUCUCCGAAAUCAAUCCAACGAGUUGCUGCAGCUGCUGCAAAUAAUCUCAAUCUCAAUGUCAAUGUCAAUAGUAACACUCCCUCUUCAUCAUCAUCAAUGGCUUCUUCUUCUUCGUCUUCUGAUGAGGUUUCAAUUAUGUCGACUUUUGAUCAAGCUAACGAUGAAAUGAAGGGUAUGAUGGAAAGUAAUUGGUAUGGAUUAGAAGGUUUAGAGUCUCCGAAAUAUGUUGAUCAGAUGAUGUUGAGUGCUUCUUUCUUUGAUUUUGGAUAUUCAUCGUAUUUGUUUGAUGAUGUGUAUGAAGAAAGUGAUAUUCGUUUGUGGAACUUUAGCUGAAGAAACUUAGAUUUUUUUUUUCUUUCUUAAAAUUCAAUUCAAUUCAAUAUAAAUUUCAA